Molecule: messenger RNA, 1679 nt
Organism: Phyllostomus hastatus (greater spear-nosed bat)
Lineage: Eukaryota; Metazoa; Chordata; Mammalia; Chiroptera; Phyllostomidae
Gene: DBP
Product: D-box binding PAR bZIP transcription factor
Exons: 4
Coding region: 401-1390 (329 amino acids)
Biological process (GO): regulation of transcription by RNA polymerase II
Cellular component (GO): nucleus
Molecular function (GO): RNA polymerase II cis-regulatory region sequence-specific DNA binding; DNA-binding transcription factor activity, RNA polymerase II-specific
Source: RefSeq, a predicted model, not a curated record
CCCCCGCCCCUCCGCGCACACCUCUUGGUGCAGAUUGCGAAGCGUCUUCCGUUGAGAGAGCUGCAGAUUUUGCAAGAGCCAGGCUCGACCACCUUAUAGAAGGAGCGCCUUGAGUCCCCUUAAACCCUCUGUUGCAAGGAGCUGGCCGCCUGGUUUGAUCAAACCCUCACCCAGACUGCAUGGUCUCCUGGGACCCUCCAGAGUUGCACGUUUCUGCAGCGAGGACUGCAAAUCCCCGUAGCUCCUAGGAUUUGCACUGUUCUGGAUACUGGAAUCUUGCAAGCUGCGCUCGCCUGAACCUGGGCAGACACUUGCCCGAACCACAGGAGUUUACCGUUGAGUGGCAGGUCAGCUCAUCGUCUCUCCAUGAGCCCGUGAACCUGCGGGCAGGUGCCCGGCGAUGGCGCGGCCCCAGAGUGACAGGACCCCGGCCCCCCUGCUGCUGGGCGGCCCGGCCGGGACCCCCCCUGGCGGGGGAGCGCUGCUUGGGUUACGGAGCCUUCUGCAAGGGACCAGCAAGCCCAAAGAACCGGCCAGCUGUCUCCUGAAGGAAAAGGAGCGCAGGGCGGUUCUGCCGGCAGCCACGGUUCCCGGGCCCAGCCUGGAGUCGGCAGGCCCGGCGGCGGGCCCGGCGGAUGCCCCAGCUGGGGCGGUGGUGGGCGGCGGGUCCCCCCGAGGGCGCCCGGCAGCUGCGCCUGGCCCGAGUCUGUUGGCGCCGCUGCUGUGGGAACGGACGCUGCCAUUCGGCGACGUGGAGUACGUGGACCUGGACGCCUUCCUGCUGGAGCACGGGCUCCCUCCCAGUCCACCGCCCCCCGGUGGCCCAUCACCGGCACCUUCGCCCAUGCGCACGCCCGCACCCUCCCCGGGGCCCGGUUCCUGCUGCUCGGCUUCCCCUCGCUCCUCGCCGGGGCACGCCCCCGCCCGGGCUGCCCUCGGGGUGACAGGCGGACACCGCGCAGGCCUGACCUCUCGGGACACACCCAGCCCUGUGGACCCAGAUACCGUGGAGGUGCUGAUGACCUUUGAACCCGAUCCUGCUGAUUUAGCUCUGUCAAGCAUUCCGGGCCAUGAGACCUUUGACCCUCGGAGACAUCGCUUCUCAGAGGAAGAACUUAAGCCCCAGCCCAUUAUGAAGAAGGCGAGGAAGAUCCAGGUGCCAGAGGAGCAGAAGGAUGAAAAGUAUUGGAGUCGGCGGUACAAGAAUAACGAGGCAGCCAAGCGGUCCCGCGACGCCAGGCGCCUUAAGGAGAACCAGAUAUCCGUGCGGGCGGCCUUCCUGGAGAAGGAGAAUGCCCUGCUCCGGCAGGAGGUGGUGGCCGUGCGCCAGGAGCUGUCGCACUACCGUGCUGUGCUCUCCCGCUACCAGGCCCAGCACGGGGCCCUGUGAGGCCAUCCCCCUUUCCCCACCUGGCGGAGCUCACCUCCGCCUCACUCAGACUUGCGCCCAGACGCCUCCUUCCCUCCCCACCCUGUGGCCCACGGGCCGGUCAGCUGGGUGCCCCAGGGACGUGAGGAUGCAGAUAAAUACAUUUAUAUUUUUAAGAAAAAGCGAGCCUCCCCCCUCCCUCGCGGGGGCGGGGAGAGUCUUCUGUGUGCCCCUGGCACGUCGGGGGGCCCGUCCUCCCGCCGCCUCCGUUUAACACGAUCCUGAAUAAAUCUUGAUAACCCUAGAGCCA